Molecule: messenger RNA, 4543 nt
Organism: Anolis sagrei ordinatus
Lineage: Eukaryota; Metazoa; Chordata; Lepidosauria; Squamata; Anolidae
Gene: DHX35
Product: DEAH-box helicase 35
Cellular component (GO): intracellular anatomical structure; catalytic step 2 spliceosome
Molecular function (GO): RNA binding; helicase activity
Source: RefSeq, a predicted model, not a curated record
CACGUGCUCCCCUCCUCUCCGGCCGCGCUGCGGAGCGGGCUCCUUCCCGCCUCGUUGGCCUUUCACCCCAAAAUGGCGGCGCCCGUGGGUCCGAUGAAGUUUUGGAAACCAGGUACAGAUGGGCCUGGUGUCAGCCUAUCAGAGGAAAGGCAGAGUCCUGCUGAAAGUGGAUGUGUUUCAGUCAUCUAUAACCCCUAUGUUUCCCUUUCUAUUGAACAACAGAGGCAAAAGCUACCAGUUUUUAAGCUGAGAAAUCACAUCCUUUAUCUGGUAGAGAACUAUCAGACAUUGGUCAUUGUUGGAGAAACAGGAUGUGGGAAAAGCACCCAGAUUCCUCAAUAUCUAAUGGAAGCUGGCUGGACUGCUGAAGGUCGAGUAGUGGGAGUAACGCAGCCUCGCAGAGUUGCAUGUGUUUCAAUUGCAGGCCGAGUAGCUGAGGAAAGGGGUGCCUUGCUGGGCCAUGAAGUAGGAUAUUGCAUCCGAUUCGAUGAUUGUACUGAUCCUCAGGCAACAAGAAUCAAGUUCCUGACUGAUGGAAUGCUGGUGAGGGAAAUGAUGGCUGACCCAUUAUUAACACGAUACAGUGUAAUCAUGUUGGAUGAAGCCCAUGAAAGAACCUUAUAUACAGACAUUGCCAUUGGUUUGCUAAAAAAGGUUCAAAAGAAGCGAGGAGAUCUUCGUCUAAUUGUAGCAUCGGCCACACUUGACGCAGAGAAAUUUAGGGAUUUCUUUAACCAAAAUGAGACCAGUGACCCAAGCAAAGAUACCAGCAUGAUCCUAACUGUGGAAGGCCGAACAUUUCCAGUGGAUGUCUUCUACAUUCAGAGGCGCAGACUUCAGUGGAGGAGGGCUUCGGGAACCUUCCCCCGUCCCCUUCUGCACCGGCCAGCUGGAGCAGACUUCAGACGAGUGCUACGGGGACUCGGUGGAAUCUUCAUGCUUUUCCUCCCCUGGAAUCUUAGUCCUCCCCUUCCCCCUCCACAGAAGGGAUAUGGGCAAACCUGGCAGCACCUUCAUGCCCUCUCUCCUCCUCCACAAAAGGAGAUGGACAGUCCUGUUCCAGAUUAUGUGAAAUCAACUGUGGAAACUGUCAUGAAAAUUCAUCAGACAGAAGGUGAUGGGGAUAUUCUGGCAUUUUUAACUGGCCAGGAGGAGGUUGAAACUGUUGUUUCAAUGCUGAUAGAACAAGCACGGAUCCUUGCUCGCACAGGAAUGAAGAAACACCUGCGUGUUCUUCCUAUGUAUGCUGGGUUGCCUGCUUCUGAACAGAUGAAAGUUUUUGAGCGGGUAUCUCAUAAUGUUAGAAAGGUCAUAGUGGCUACCAAUAUUGCAGAAACAUCUAUCACAAUCAAUGGAAUUUCAUUUGUGAUUGACUGUGGCUUUGUGAAGCUCCGUGCAUAUAAUCCCAAAACAGCAAUUGAAUGCCUUGUGGUCGUGCCAGUAUCAAAAGCCUCGGCUAAUCAGAGGGCAGGUCGUGCAGGCCGGAAUCGUUCAGGAAAAUGCUACAGACUUUAUACAGAAGAAGAUUUUGAGAAGUUACCACAAUCCACCAUUCCUGAGAUGCAGCGCAGUAACCUUGCACCAGUCAUCCUGCAGCUCAAAGCUUUAGGAAUUGACAAUGUGCUAAGGUUCCCCUUCCUCUCACCUCCACCUGCUCAAUCUAUGGUUCAAGCUUUGGAGCUACUCUAUGCAUUGGGAGGGCUUGAUAAAUAUUGUCGUCUUACUGAACCUCUUGGAAUUAGGAUAGCAGAGUUUCCUUUGAAUCCUAUGUUUGCUAAGAUGCUUCUAGAAUCAGGGAAUUUUGGUUGCUCCCAAGAGAUCCUGAGCAUUGCAGCCAUGAUGCAAAUCCAGAAUGUCUUUAUGAUUCCUCCAAACCAGAAGUCACAAGCUAUCAGAGAACACAGAAAAUUUGCUGUUGAAGAGGGUGACCAUCUCACUAUGCUUAAUGUCUAUGAAGCCUUUAUCAAACACAACAAAAGUUCUCAAUGGUGUCAAGAUCAUUUUUUGAACUACAAAGGCCUUGUCAGGGCCACAGCUGUGAGAGAACAGCUGAAAAAACUCCUUGUCAAGUUCAAAGUACCGAAAAAAUCCUGUGAAGGUGAUCCAGAUCCUGUUCUAAGGUGCAUAGUUUCUGGAUUCUUUGCUAAUGCAGCCAGAUUUCAUUCCACGGGAGCCUACAGGACUAUCCGUGAUGACCAUGAACUUCAUAUCCACCCCACUUCAGUGCUAUAUGCAGAGAAGCCCCCUCGUUGGGUAGUCUACAAUGAAGUCAUACAGACCUCAAAAUAUUACAUGCGGGACGUGACAGCUAUUGAGUCUGCGUGGCUGUUGGAACUGGCCCCUCACUUCUAUCAGCAAGGAACGCACCUGUCCCUGAAAGCCAAAAGAACUAAAGUUGAUGACCACUGACUCACCUUUGCCGUUGAAGUUCAUGGUGCGUGAUGCUGAACUUUCCGCCAAUUGAAACUCUGCUACUGUCCAUCCAGUUAGUUGAUUAGCAACCUGACCCCAUAUCGACUAUAAAUUUUGAAAUGCCUGCCUGCCAGGUUCCUGUAGGAAUUUAUGCAUGAUCAAUACAUUGUAACUGAAGUAGAGCUUGCAUUGUGGACAUUUUAUCCAGCAGUCUUAAUCGUGCCAACUGCUCCUGCUCACCAGGAUGUUUUGCUCCUUUUAAACUAAGUAGGAAAAUUAUGAGUGCAAAAGGAGACUCUUAAAACUGUGUGAGGUUUUGCAGUGUGUGGGUUACUGCCCUGCAUCCUUGGGGCAGAGAGGAGAAGGAAAGUAUAACGUCCUCAGAGUGACAAAGUAGAGCUCAGGAUCCUUUAGACCACUGUGAAAGCCAUUGGCCAUCCUGGACCUCCCUGCAAAUUGUAGGCAGAUUUGGGGCCACGAGCCUUGCAAUACUUUAAUGAUUGUAAUGAAAACCUUGAAACUGUGAUUGUGCCUCACUGCUGUGAUUCCCCCCUUCUGAUUUUGCUUUGAAGCAAUAGAUUUCUAAUCUUUUACCAACUUUCCUUUCAUUUUCUCUCUCCCUCUUUGCAAUGCUUCUGUUUUUCAAGCCAGCCUCUUCACAUAAAUGCAAAAUUUGUUAAUCCACAGCAAUUUUAAAAUCAGAAUAUGUAAGGGAACGAUGUUCACAACCAGGAUAGAUGCAAGUCUAGGUGGUUUGCUUCUUGGUUCAAAAUAUUAAAGAAAUAGGGAUAUUGGCCCAAUCUCAUAUAGAUCUUCAUUUUAACUGAUUUUAUAUUGUGAAUUUUGGAAAUACCUGUUCUCUCUAGAGAGCCUUUCCAAAUCUUGCUUUGCCUGUGAUUUUCAUCAAUCUGUUAACAGGCAACUGUAUAGCAACAAGAGGAAAGAGUGCCACCUUUAAAGAGAGGAGUAGGAUGGCUGUCUUAAGAGAUACUAUUUUUUCUCAGAUGUGGAGGGUUGCAGAUACUGUAGAGUGUCCUAGACUAGUAGUAGAACACUGGGAUUGUUCUUCCUGUAAAUUAAUUUGGUCUUCCACUUUGUAAACCUUUUUGCUAUUAUAUCUGACAGGAUCAAAUCUUUAUCCUGUUGCUAGUGCAAUAUAAGAUGCUUGUCUGUGAAGGCACCUGAUUAAGAAUAAUUUCAAGGAUAUUCAGUUCUCUUCAGGUAAGGUGUAGAACUGCCCACCUCCCAAAACGUAGCAUGAGAUUUAAGCUCGUUAAAACCAUCUGAUGGUGCUGUGUUUAGCCACGUUUAAUAGGUGCCAAGAUGUGCUUUUGGAAAACCAGAAAAUUAUAUCCUCCCCUCUCAACUCUUUAUUAAAACAUAGUAAUCUUUACAGCAGUUCACAGACUGCCAUCCUUGAAGGUAUAAUGAUCUAUUCAGCAGGCACUGGUUAAACUGAACUUUGGCUGCCUUCCUACAUAAACUCCUGUCAGUGUGUCAGAAGUACAAUUUUGGAUAAAUAUAUAUUUAUUUUCAUUUUUUAUUUUAGGUUUUUUAAAAAAUGUUUGAAUUUGUGUUUGUUUUUAGAAGAUUUGUUUUGUUGAAUGACUUGUUCUCUUCCUCCUGUUUAAAAUGUCUAUAAAUGAUCAAGUUUUUUUAAAAACACAGAAUAAGGGUUUUCCUUAUCCUGAAUGUGCAUUAUAAGUCAACUUUUCUAAUCUUUUUUUCACUCUGUUCCCCAUAAAUCUUCAGAGAAGCUUGUUUUGUCAAUCUGUGGUCCAUUCAGUAUCUCUGCGCUGUAUAUAUCACCAGCCUCACCAAACUUCAUUCCAUCUUUUGGAUUUCUAAUGCAGAUGUUUCUCUCUUCUCUUCUCUUCACUUCCCCAUCCCUCCACUAUGGUAUGUGAGCUCUGUUGAGCUGAGGUUGUCUUUUAAUCUUGUGGGAUAUGUGAUGUUCAGAAUAUUGUUGAUGCACCAUAAUGGGUGUUUCACUUAAUUCUAAAGGUCUUUUUCCUUUAAAAAAAGCUUACAAAUUCCUGGAUACAAAGUGUGUAAACUUCCAUGUUGUUUUGUCCUCUGUUAACACACUCUAGGGGAAAAAUAAAGUUGUGAAAUUAAAUAAUCUAGAAAA